Morus notabilis is the source of this 939-nucleotide messenger RNA. RefSeq lists its product as uncharacterized. The record is from RefSeq and is a predicted model, not a curated record. NCBI's taxonomy places the organism in Eukaryota, Viridiplantae, Streptophyta, Magnoliopsida, Rosales, Moraceae. The coding region runs from base 64 to 513 and encodes 149 amino acids. The transcript has a single exon.
UUCACAUGUUGCUUCAAAUACGUGCGGAAGCCAAAAUCGACCAAAUUUGCCCCUAACGAACGGAUGUUAGGGCGUCAGUGCAUGGAAACUGCUCUGCAACUUCAUCCCCUGCGUCGGAUCCUACUCUACACCUCAUCUCUACCCAAUCACAGCCCGUCGAAUCCGCAAAACCUCCGGGCCCAUGCGAUCUAUUCCGCCAGAGAAGCUCUCUCCUUAAAACGACGCCGUCCAGCAAACACGAUCGCCAGACAAACUAGGGCUCCCGCACAGACGACGGCGCUAAUGGCCGACAAGGCUCCGAAGAACACCGCCGCCACGCUUCCGUCGGAACCGGCAACGCAGGACAUAUCUGAGAAAUCUCCGCCGCGUCCUCCGCCGCCGGAGAAGCCGUUGCCGGGAGAUUGCUGCGGUAGCGGAUGCGUGCAGUGCGUUUGGGAUCUGUAUUACGAAGAGCUCGAGGCCUACAACAAGCUUUACAAGACCGAUUCCGAUCCCAAAUCGAAGGCCUCUUGAGCAAGGGCGAAAAUUGUUCUAAUUUUCUUGAAUUCGCUUGAGAAUUUGUUUAAAGAACCAAUUUUUUCGCGUUGAAUAAAAUUUCCCAAAUCUCAGCUGCCUUACUUUUGCUGUCGUUUUUCGAUCGGGCCGGUCAUGGUUUUCAAUGGUCCUGGGCCCAGUGAUUGUUUCCAAUUUCACUUUCUUGUCUCCUUCCAUGCGUCGUUUGCAGGUGGGUCUUGUCGUUCUUCUUCUUCUUCCUCUAGGGCUGACGGCUUCCCUGCUGUUCGAAAUCGUAUUCUCCGUUCGUCACGCUUCUCUCUUUUUACUUUCUGAACUCUGAAAUUGAAGAUCGAUUUCAAUGGUUAAUUUAGUUCCUAAGCUUAAUUUAUUCUUCAUUUGUUACUUUCGCUUGUAUUGAAUUGGGGAUAAGAAUUUUAUGAUAAA